Molecule: messenger RNA, 321 nt
Organism: Alternaria arborescens
Lineage: Eukaryota; Fungi; Ascomycota; Dothideomycetes; Pleosporales; Pleosporaceae
Exons: 1
Coding region: 1-321 (106 amino acids)
Biological process (GO): GPI anchor biosynthetic process
Cellular component (GO): membrane; glycosylphosphatidylinositol-N-acetylglucosaminyltransferase (GPI-GnT) complex
Source: RefSeq, a predicted model, not a curated record
AUGGGCCAGGAGUUCGCGACCGUCUCUAAUGUGGCAUCGACACCCACUUCAGAUACAGACAAAGCUGGACCACAACCCUCAUCAGCGCUCUCAGGACGAGCUCAACAGCGUCUAGCAACUGCCAAAUCAGCCCUGUUGAUUUAUGCAGCUUUACUCGGGCUCAGUCCGAUUCUCAAGUCACUGACACGCUCCACGACAAGUGAUUCAAUAUGGGCGUUGAGUACAUGGCUGCUGAUGAUGAACGUUGCCUUCUUUGACUACAGUGGAGGUACAGGUGCACAGUAUGAGGACCACUCUCCCUUUGAGUAUGCAUGCGGCUAA